AUGGCAUCUCACAAGCAUCCCCGCCAUAGUCUGAAAGCUGCCAAACCUGCUUCACAAAUCAAGAAAAUAGCCGUUAAUCUUAAUGGCUGGGCGGUGGAAGACGGCAUGAAAAACAGAGGGAAACAUGAGCUCAUUACCGCCCGCGCACCAAUACACGCGUCCUACAACACAGUCAUCUCGAACAAUGUUGGCCAACGUCAUAUUUUCAGAGAAAGCAAAGAAUUCACUGCUGCUGAACUGGACCCUCCUUCUGAUGGCAAUCGCAGAUAUCUCAUAGUGGGAUAUGCACCUCGCUCGAUCCCGCAUGAUGAGUACAGCACGAAGAACAAAGCCUAUGGAAAACAUGGCCGCAAGACGAUGGGAACUACCAGACCUGAAAAUGUCAUUUCUUGGGACGAAGACACAAUACCAGUCCUCGUUGUUGCUGGACUCGACUGUAAGCCAGGCGAGGGGGUGAAGUUUUGGGCACUGCUGUGGCAGGUUGAUGGGCUCUGCACUCCGUUUGCAAUCAAGAAUGAUAGUAUCUUCUUUCGAUGGGAGUAUCGAACUUUGGCUGUAAAUCUGAAGGCUAUGAAGGCUGCUUGGAUUGAGAAUGUUGCGAAGACCAUCGACAAACUCAAUAGAGCCGGUGAUCCUGAUGUACAUACAUCAUUGGACGUGUGCAAGACUGAGCCAGUGUCACCAAUCGCAAAGAAUAAGGCUCGGAGAUCUGGGGUUGCUUCUGGAAACCCUCGUAGCAAUGAAUCUCAAGGUGGAUAUCAGUCGAAAGCACCAUCAUCUAAUAAUGAUUCUUCAAGGACAUUCCCGGACUCGAGAUUUCACAGCCAAGUGCUUCACACUCCAGCUCUGACAUUCAACAUGUCACCAGACGCACAGAAAACUUCACCAAAAUCUCAAAUACCUCGAGCCACCCACGAGCUCAGAUCCCAAGCAAAUAUUAACCACGACGACGAGCUUAUUGCCCCCGAAACCCUCCAAGCAGCCAAGGAACUUCAGCGCAUCGCCCGGCAGUCCCUUCAAGCCGAGCGCUCAAAGCUCUCAGCAGACCAAGCAUCCUUCACAGUCAAACAAGCCGCCAUCGACAAAUGGCGCGACUCCCUAACCGAAGAGAAGCGAGUCUUCGAACAAGGCCUCUCCUUCCAAGUAGCCAGACUCACCUCGCGAGAAAGAAACCUAGAGGCUGGCGAGCAGCGAGUCUACGAGCGCGAACAGCAUGUAAAAGUUCGUGAGAACGAUGUGAAGGGUAGAGAGGUACGAGCUGAGAAGUGGGAGGAGAGACUGAGAGCUUGGGAUGCGAAUCUGAGGGAAAGGAGCAGGAUUUCGCUUGAGAGGGAGAAUGUUUAUCAGGAUGAUUUGGCUCGAUUGAAGGCUGGUCAGGGAGAAUUGAUUGAGCGUGAGGAGGCGAUCGGGGACGUCAAGAGGGCGCUGGAUGAGAGUGUUGAGCAGGCGAUGAAGGCUCUUGGGGCUGUUCAGCAGUCUUUAGGGAAAAGAAGUGUGGAGGGUGAUAGGGAGGGAAGACGGAAAUCGAAAAAGCAAAGGAAUAGUGUUGGAUGUUGA
Molecule: messenger RNA, 1557 nt
Organism: Cadophora gregata
Lineage: Eukaryota; Fungi; Ascomycota; Leotiomycetes; Helotiales; Ploettnerulaceae
Exons: 1
Coding region: 1-1557 (518 amino acids)
Source: RefSeq, a predicted model, not a curated record